UUUCUUGUGGUGAAACCCUAGCGCCGCGUUGCACUUUUCUCUCUCAUCGCGUCAUUGACCCAAAAAUGACAAAUUCGCAGUGUACAACUGCUUUAUGGCAGGGCUGCUCAACCGAUUUGGGCAAAGAAAUUUAUGUUUUGCCCUUUCUCCAUCAUGCUUUGGCCAAAUGAGGUAUAAUCCUUCUCUUCUUUUACUUUUUCUACAAAUCAAGGUCAAACGAGUGCAAAUUCCUUAAUGGGAUUUGUCUCGUUUCGAUUUUGAAUACUUGUUUGUCAUUAGUUGAUAGUGAUUCAACUGGAUUCAAGAGAAUCCCUAGAAAACAUAUUGUCCCACAUCGAAUUUGAAAAAAGCUUUACCGGUUUUGGGGUUCAACAAAGAUUUGAAGGAUUAGUUUUUCAACUUCACCAUUCCUUUCGUGGGAAUACAUUUCGAGAUGAAAAAUUUCAAGAAACUCUAUAUAAAGAACCCCACCUUCACAUUCACACACACAUUACAAGUCUGAAAAUUUUUAAAAUUACACAAGCCUUUCUUCGAAUAGAGCAAUAGUGCGCAGUUUAGUUAGGGUUUUAGCUUUCAGUUGAAACCUUUAAGUUAUUGGGAACUUAGUCUAAAAGAAUAUUUUCUUUUGUGGCUGAGCAUCGGAGGUGGAGGAAUUAGGCUUCUAAAUUCAUUGUCGACCAAGGCUGCACAAAGAAGAGAUGCUCAAAUGGAGAAAAUGAAGGUCCGUCAAAACUAUCAGAAUCACUGGCACACCGAUCUCCUUCGCGCUCCGCAGUCAGAUCCUCUCUUUUGCUGUUUUUCGCUUUGGUGCGGUCCUUGUGCAUCGUACAUUCUCAGAAAACGAGCUCUAUACAAUGAUAUGUCAAGGUAUACAUGCUGCGGAGGCUAUAUGCCUUGUAGUGGCAGAUGUGGAGAAAGUCAUUGCCCUGAGUUAUGUCUUUGCACAGAGGUUUUUCUUUGCUUUGCAAAUUCAGUUGCCUCAACACGCUUUAUGUUGCAAGACGAGUUCAAUCUGCAGACAACAAAAUGCGAUAAUUGCAUAAUUGGAUUCAUGUUUUGCCUCCAGCAGGUAGCAUGUAUAUUCAGCUGCCUUGCUUGUAUUACAGGAAAUGACGAACUUCAAGAGGCUUCUCAGGUUCUGAACUGUUGCUCGGACAUGGUUUAUUGCACGGUUUGCAGCUGUAUGCAGACACAGCACAAGGUUGAAAUGAACAAACGAGAUGGAAAGUUUGGAGCAAGGCCAACGGUAGCACCACCUGUUCAACAAAUGUCUCGUUUGGAUCAGCCUCUUCCUCCAACCAUUGCAUAUGCACCAACCCAAAACACCCAAUCAUACCCACCCCCACCCCAGCAACCUUAUGGGUACCCACCCCCACUACCCCAGCAACCCUAUGGAUACCCACCACCACCACAACAACCCCCCAUGUACCCUCCCCCACCACAGCAACAUAAUGGUUAUCCUCCAGCCAAUUAUGCUCCAAGCGGUGCUGGAUACCCCCCACCCGGUUAUCAACGGUGAAAUGUCACUACUAAAAAAGCAGGAAUUAGCGACAGACAAAUUUCGAAGCUAAACAGCAAAAUCCGUUGUUAAUCUUAUUUAGCGACGGGUUAUAAUAAAGUCUGUUACCUAUGAGAAAUUUAACAAUGGAUUACCGACGACGUUGGUAGCUAAUUCUUUUUCUUUUUUGUGUGUGUGUGUGUUAAACUUCAUCUUCUUUUUGAAAGAUUCAUUGAUCUCUGCAAUAAAAUUUGGCUACUAGUA
Molecule: messenger RNA, 1762 nt
Organism: Lycium barbarum (goji berry)
Lineage: Eukaryota; Viridiplantae; Streptophyta; Magnoliopsida; Solanales; Solanaceae
Exons: 9
Coding region: 707-1519 (270 amino acids)
Source: RefSeq, a predicted model, not a curated record